CGAAACCUUUUUGGUUCACUUAUGCGGCCUUUUUGGUGCGGCCUUUUUGGUAAACGGCCUUUCUGGUACCAGAGCGACUCUGGUCCCUGGCCGUCUUUACCUUAUAUGGUAAUCAUAACCAUAUAUGUCACAACACAAACAUCUAUAAAUAAACGUUGUGAAUGAGUGUAAUAUGACCAUAUAUGAAGAAAGCGUAAUCAAAUAACGUGCGAGGGGUACCGAAUGGAGAAACAAGAAAAAAACAUCGUUGGAAUAAUCUCUCCUUUUGACUGCACACGAGCUUUCAAACGGUUGAGAUCCGGUGCCCAAGACAGGAGAAAAGUGAACCGUAUUGCUGGGGACUCCAAUGCUCAUCGGAUUAAGGAUAUUCUUCCUGAUGAUAUAGCUGUCAAAUGCCUGCCAAUCUCUGAUGAGAAUAUGUAAUGACAAUGACAUUCGCCAACUCUGUUUUCAAAGGUGCCAAAUUUUCUUGUGAUCGUUUUCGCCAUGCAUUGUUGAGAGACUUGCGGAAGAUGGAUGUUCAACAGCUGUAUCUUCAUCUAGGCUCAAAUGACAUUCUUACGAAUGAAGCGGUGUUUUACCGAGAUGUAGCUGACUUGUGCGAUUUGGUGCAUCAGGAGGCGCACAAUCGGUGUCCAGAAUGCAGGGUUGUUUGCUCCAACGAAGACGCUUUGCUGAGCCACUUCUGCAGUCGCCACAUCAAGCAACCAGAGACUGGAAAAGAGAGUAAAAUUAAGCUGAUAGGCUCACCAAUGAUUGCAUCUGCUAAUCAUGAACUCAACGAAGUCAGCUCAAGGAAGUGGAAGGCAUGCUUGGAAAAUAGAAGUUUCCAUUAUGAAGUUUACAAAGUUGCUUGUUAUAGGAGUAUUCGUUGCAAAUGGAUAUCCUGCAAGGAAGACUUCCACUCCAUAGGACAGCAAGAUGCACAUAUCAUCUCUCAUGUGGUUCAAGAGAAAUGCUGUAGAUGGGAGGAGACUGUACCAAAGUCCUGA
This is a messenger RNA of Dreissena polymorpha, 992 nucleotides long. RefSeq lists its product as uncharacterized. Lineage: Eukaryota; Metazoa; Mollusca; Bivalvia; Myida; Dreissenidae. The record is from RefSeq and is a predicted model, not a curated record. The transcript has 7 exons. Bases 423 to 992 code for a protein of 189 amino acids.